CAAGCAGCCAGAGAAACCUUUCCUCCUCCAUAGCAGCUGCAACAGCUCCUCUCUCUCCUCCUUCAACCAGCUCCCAAAACAAAGCUUCAGGUUAAAAAAAUGGCAGAAACAACACAAAUGGAAGUUGAGAUCCCAACAGAACCCACCCCAUUACCAACAAAACCAAUCUUCAAACCCUUAAAAGCACACGAGAUGUCGGACGGCAAAGUCCAGUUCAGAAAAAUCCCGGUCCCACCAAACCGUUACACACCUCUCAAAAAAGUAUGGGAGUCAGAAAUCUACGACCCAGUCUACAACCAGAUGAAAGUAGACAUACGUAUGAAUCUCAAAUCCCGCAAAGUCGAGCUCAAGACACGUGCCGACACCCCUGACGUCAGCAACCUCCAGAAAUCCGCUGACUUCGUCCACGCCUUCAUGCUUGGUUUCGAUAUCCCGGAUGCGGUGGCGUUGCUGAGGAUGGAUGAGUUGUAUGUUGAGUCGUUUGAGAUUAAGGAUGUGAAGACGUUGAAAGGUGAGCAUUUGUCUAGAGCGAUUGGGAGGUUGUCGGGGAAAGGAGGGAAGACUAAGUUUGCGAUUGAGAAUGCGACGAAGACGAGGAUUGUGAUUGCGGAUACGAGGAUUCAUAUUUUGGGUGCUUUUACUAAUAUUAAGGUUGCGAGGAGUUCGCUUUGUAGUUUGAUUAUGGGGUCUCCUGCUGGGAAGGUUUAUUCUAAGCUAAGGAAUGUUUCUGCUAGGUUAAAUGAUUAGUUUUUCUGGAAGUUUUGUGUUUUUUUUUUGGGAAUGUUUUGCCUGAGUUUUGUUCGAGUUUAUUAUUUGUAUUGGUUUGAAACUAUACAAUAUCUUUGUUGAGUUUUCUACAUUUGUCACCAUGUUUCAGACAUAACCAAAUAGUUAUGUUCCAUAGAGAAUGCUUUUCAAUUAA
Molecule: messenger RNA, 922 nt
Organism: Eruca vesicaria subsp. sativa (arugula)
Lineage: Eukaryota; Viridiplantae; Streptophyta; Magnoliopsida; Brassicales; Brassicaceae
Source: the annotation of a GenBank genome assembly